This is a messenger RNA of Suillus plorans, 522 nucleotides long. RefSeq lists its product as uncharacterized. The record is from RefSeq and is a predicted model, not a curated record. Bases 1 to 522 code for a protein of 173 amino acids. The transcript has 5 exons. NCBI's taxonomy places the organism in Eukaryota, Fungi, Basidiomycota, Agaricomycetes, Boletales, Suillaceae.
AUGGCGCCUCCAAUAAAAUAUAAAACCCCUGCUGCUAAACUACAAGCUGAGAGGGCCAAGCGCCGUCGCUACUACAAAAGGCGCCGUGGUGCUAUUUUGGCGAAACGCAGGCAGGAACGUAAAGACAAGAACACCCGUGACAACGACAAUAUCCAUUCACUGGCAGAUGACGACAAUAACCAUUCAGAUGACGACGAACCAAUCACACUGUCUGAUUACAUUGUCAUGGUCAAACUCGCUAAGGAUGACUUCAUGGAGCACAUCAAAUCUCCGCAAACGUUCGCCACCAAUGUAUUAGCUAGAUACACCAAAUCCAUCCCAGACACUUAUAUGGUCAAAACAGAAAUAGGUUACAAAGUUCAAAACUUUUUUCUCUUCUUGGGCUGUAUCGGUUUUGAGCUAAAAGUGACCAUAGGACAUCAGGAGCACUCCGGAAAAAUACUUUUAGAGGACAAGCAAGUCAUGGGAAGCCUAGAAAAAUCGACCUUUGAGGGGGGUAUCAGGAAAACUCCCAUAUGUUAA